GUCCGAACCUUCACUCAGAAGUCUGCUAUUUUUUAAACGCUGUAUUCACCAAAACUGAUAAAACUAUGCAGGACAUGAGGAGAGAAUCGAAAUUCUAACCUCGAAACGUAAACAAAUGUUGGCCGACAGCACCUUCACAGAGCAACAGAGCGGUUGUGUUAGUGCAGCAAUGAAACACUUAACUUGAGAGGACAACUGAAAGUGAAGAAAACCCAGUAACUCACUUCGAGCAAGGGGAAGUCACUCAACUCUCAGCAGGAAAAUGCUCAAGUUCUGCCAUUUGGAAAUGGAAUGAAACAACAGUUCAGUAGCUCGGUGACUAUCGCUCACAGUAGUUGAUAGACACGUUAGCUCCGGCAUGUAGUGAAGUGUGAAAAUGACAAGAAACUAACUUUUGCCGUACUUCCUUUUGAAACCAGUGCAGUAGAAGGCAGAGCAGUGUUGGUGUUACAUGAGAAAGAUCGUCACCGAAGGAGUACCAACUUUAUGUUGGAAUUCGGAUUACUAUCACAGCGGUGCUUGUGACCUUACAGACGUAGUUUAUUUUUCAUGCGGUAAUAUAUAUUUUCAAAGUGUUCAGUUACAAACUAGCAAUAAGUUUGUUAUCGAAAUGUGUAACGAUGACGUUUAGUUUAUCGGCAUCCUGGUGGUUUUGAGUAAACAGUGUGAAAUUUAUCAAACAGAUGAAAUGAUGCUGUUUAAAAUGGAGUAAGAAAAUCUACUCAACACCAUCGCAGAAAAAAGGUUUGCCGUGUGGAAAACGUUAGGCGAAUGUUGGAAACGUACAAAAAGUAAUUUAAAAACGAAGGAAUUGAAGAGCAAUAAGUGUUUCAAGGAUGUGGUUGUGAAUUUCAAGUUACCUUUACCGACGAGAGUGCUUCACACCUGAUGAUGAAAUUCCUUGCCGGUAAAGUCACUGGCUAGUGGAACAUAAAUUACUUACACACAAAUGCCUGGUUGAUAGGCAGUGCUAAUCGUUAAUUGCUUGGAAUCAAGUGCAGCAUUCCUGUUCGCAAAUGUUGUGGUGUGAUCUUGAAAGCGAUUUGAAAUUCUUCUCAUCCGUGUCCCAAGUUGACGAUGGUGAUGAUGGUGAUGAUGGUGAUGAUGAUGAUGAUGUACGCAACGCAGUGGAAUAAAACGUAUGCAGAUCGACAUUCCGACCCGGUUUGUUGGAAGAUGAUGCCACUGGAAUGUGGAAUGUGUGUGACCGGUUUAAUGGGAUUAGAAAGCAAUUUCUGAGCAGUUCAGUUUUACUGCGGUGUUUGGGUACAAAAACCGGCAUAUAACGACAUACGGUGAUGGGGGAGAAAAUGGUGGCAGGACAAACGGAUGUCGUCUGGUUCUUUAGCUGAUUUCUAUGUUAGGCAGGCUCCCUUCAAGGAUGCGCAAGGAAAAUGUGUUUUGUGUGGGGAUGUAAAAGUGUGAUUUCUUUUUCUCUACGCCAUCCAUUACAUAUCGAUAAAGUGGGUAUUGAUCGGUCCAGCUGAGCAGAUGGGCGAUAUGGUUUAAGUGUACCGUUCACUUGUGACACCUAGUGUGGUAAAAUAAAUCCCGUAUCCGAUUAUACGCGCACACGUGAAACUGUGUAGAAUAGCCAUAAAGGAGGAAAAAUAGAUAAAAAAUAAACAAGUGUACCCGAGGAUCCUCCCUAACUGCUCCUGUUCAUUCCAUUUGGGAGAUAGCGCCCAUCGGCUUAUCGAAGGAUAAAGGAAGAUUCUGCAUGUGGGCGUGUGUGUACGAAACAGUGUUUGUGCAAUUCACUGUACCAUGUCCUUGUUGUGAAGCGUAAAAUUGUUCACCUCCAAUCGAGGCCUCACUUAUCUAUUUGCGUCAGUUCACAUAUUUUUCGUUCGUUUUGCAGUAGCUGCAUCCCGGGCGGUGUACCAGGUGAUAGUAUAAGCGAGUGUUUUGUUUUUAUUUUGUGCAUUAAGCACCCAGCUGCUGUUCGGUAUGUGUCGCGGAACACUGACAGCGUCUGUUACGGUAAUUGACAAUUUGUGUUGCGGUCAGCAGUACCGAAUGUGAAUUCGAAUAGCAAAACCACACACCGGAACAAGCGUGAACAACGAUACAAGCGAUCGCGCCUUCGUGGAAAGGGUUUUGUGGUUUUGAGUGGGUUCAAUUAAAAAACAAAAGCUUUUAUAAAAAAAACCCACAUUAUAACACAAUUCCCAAGCAAAGUGUUUAAAGCAGAAAGCAUCGAUAACAGUUAUGGCUAGCUGGCGCUCUCAACACGGGAUAAAUAUAUUGUUUCUUUUUAUCGUGCAUUUGAAUCAUGGCAUCACAAAGUCGCUGCAGACCUUCUCGGAAGAACAGUUCCUGCUGGAGCUGAGUGACGAUCGAAGUAGCUCACAGGGAACUCAUCCGACAGUACGCAGUCGGCCACCGUACCUUGGAAACCUACACCUUGGCUUUCACCAGCAACACCAUCCAGCACCGGAAACGAGUGAGAACGAAAUUUACGACUCGGACGAAAGUAAUCUGCUCCGGACGCCGCUCGACCGUGGGCCACACUUUGAUUUGUCCGCCUCGAAGAACAUUACAGCGCUGGUCGGGAAGACGGCCUAUCUCAAUUGCCGGGUGAAAAACAUCGGCAACAAAACGGUGUCCUGGGUGCGGCAUCGUGACAUUCAUCUGUUAACCGUAGGUAGAUUCACCUAUACAUCCGACCAGCGUUUCCAAGCUGUACAUAAUCCCCAAACAGACGAUUGGUCACUACAAAUUAGAUACCCACAGAAGCGAGACACGGGCGUGUACGAGUGCCAGAUCUCGACUACGCCACCGGUUGGACAUUCGAUGUUCCUCUCCGUAGUAGAACCAAUCACCACGAUCGUUGGUGUACCGGAUCUGUACAUCAACACUGGCUCAACUGUAAAUUUAACCUGUAUAGUACGGAACUCACCUGAACCUCCUUCAACUAUUAUUUGGACACACAACAAUCAGGAGAUCAACUACGAUUCGCCUCGGGGUGGUGUCUCGGUCAUAACGGAAAAGGGUGAAACGACGACAUCCUACCUGUUAAUACAGCGUGCCCGUACGACAGACACCGGAAAGUACGUUUGCUCGCCAUCGAAUGCCGAUCCUUCUACGAUCAACGUACACAUCCUUAAUGGGGAACAUCCGGCGGCCAUGCAGCAUGGCGGUCAGCUGCGGAUAGGAGAUCCACUGAACGUGUUCAUCCUCUGGCUGAUUAGCUUUCUACUCGGACGGCGAUGAAAGUGCAAUUCCGGAAACACAAACCACGGAUGGAAAGGGUCAAAGUCCGUCUCCAACCCCUUCCAGUAUGACCACAAAAUUUAUUCCGCGUAAACAAGCAGAGAGAGAGAGAGAGAGAGAGAGAGAGAGAGAGAGCCGUGCAUCACCGUGUGGCACAUCAAAGUGUGGCGCACAAAUUAGAGCUAAUUAGAUUAAAUGUGCCAGUUGACCAAAGUUGUAGCAGGUGCAGUACGCAACAACGGAAUGUGACUGGAUGUAGGAUAAAUUAAUUUGCGGUUUUCAAAUGGCCAAACGAUUGCGGGAAAAUAUUGUUCACGUACACAUACACUGAUUGGCGCUAAAUGACGAAAUGAGCAGUUACUAAUCAGGCCAAUGAUCGAUUUGACGAUGGAUGGCAGCAUCAUAAUUAGUUCGAAGUGUUAAGUGUUUUUUUUCUGCUGGUAAGCGUCCGGUAUAGUUGACAUUUCAUGUUGAUAUAUUUGCAUACUUCUAUCGGGUGUUUGAUUGCUUUCAUUUUUAGUUCUGCUUUUAAAAAAAGGAAUUUGAAAAUGAUAAUCCCACAGAUUAAAACGCAUUUGUUUUAUUUCGUUUUUAUUGCGUUAGACAGAAACUCCUUUCAUCGAAAAUGCAUGAAAAACAGUUUUGGAUUAUACGCACUUGAUGGAAUUCUCUAUAAAAGCAGGAUAAGGAGAACUAAACAAAUGAGGGAUUUUUAUUCUUCAAAAUUAUUUAAUAAAUCUCUAAUUGCUUUCGUGAACGUAUUGAGUCUCAUUAAAAGGAUGCUACAGAAAAGGAACUGUGGAAAGUGAAUAAAUUAACUGCGACUAAAUAUGAAGACAGUUGUUUGAUAAAUGCUGCGAAAUUUGAACAUCAAAUGUAAACAACCUACCCGUCAGUCGAUACAAUGGUCAAGUGGUUGUUUUAGGUAAAUGAAUAAUAAAGAGAAAAAAACAAUGUAUCUAAUUUUCAA
Molecule: messenger RNA, 4186 nt
Organism: Anopheles funestus (African malaria mosquito)
Lineage: Eukaryota; Metazoa; Arthropoda; Insecta; Diptera; Culicidae
Product: zwei Ig domain protein zig-8-like
Exons: 8
Coding region: 2212-3216 (334 amino acids)
Biological process (GO): synapse organization
Cellular component (GO): neuron projection membrane
Source: RefSeq, a predicted model, not a curated record